This is a messenger RNA of Microthlaspi erraticum, 597 nucleotides long. The record is from the annotation of a GenBank genome assembly. Lineage: Eukaryota; Viridiplantae; Streptophyta; Magnoliopsida; Brassicales; Brassicaceae.
AUGAGGCGCCUAGGUGCAUUAGCCACAUUCUCUGCCCACGCCUGUGAAGGUUCACGCUCAUCCGGAAUCACACAGAAACUAGAUGAACGCCUUCACCCGGGCACUACAGUCCAUCGCGGUACCCGGUUCAUCCUCCCAUCUAUUGGCCUUACUGGCGCACCAUGCCAAUGUCUGGUUGGAUCCCAUAUCGUCAUAUGGUACCAUACUCGGCCAAGGCAGCUGACCAGGUUAUCCUCCGAGUCUUCCUCCCUUCAUGCACAGCCUCCUCGCUGCCAAUCCGGUUGGGCUCUGACGUGCGAGAAUGCGCUUGACUACACCUUCCUAGACAACAUGUGGUUAGACACGCCACAUGUUCUCAGUCUUUUGGAGCAUUUGGAGCAUAUGGGACGUGAGGAGCAAGGAAGGACUUGGUGCAUGGACGCAGCUCAACUGGAUACGCAAAGGAAGAAGGAGGAAGUCAUCUUGAAGACCAGCUCGACCACCUACUCGACCAUCCGGUCGAGUUCCUCAACUCGACCGGCCAAGCUUCAACUCGAUCGAGCUGAGAAGUCAACAGUCAAACCCGAAAAAUGUUGCUUCCCCCUUGACUUCCUUUGA